Neoarius graeffei (lesser salmon catfish) is the source of this 3237-nucleotide messenger RNA. It is a transcript of the gene mboat2a, whose product is annotated as membrane bound O-acyltransferase domain containing 2a. The transcript has 13 exons. Gene Ontology annotation, cellular component: membrane. The record is from RefSeq and is a predicted model, not a curated record. The coding region runs from base 241 to 1752 and encodes 503 amino acids. Gene Ontology annotation, molecular function: acyltransferase activity. Gene Ontology annotation, biological process: lipid modification. NCBI's taxonomy places the organism in Eukaryota, Metazoa, Chordata, Actinopteri, Siluriformes, Ariidae.
CUUCUAAGUGCGCGUAAAUAUGUAGGAUACUAUAUCUCCGGAAAGGUGCGGAUUGGGUUUCGGUCGGUGUUGGUGGAGGUUUAGAGCUGUUGCGCCUCAGUCAAGUUCCCGAGCCGAGUGAGAGAGGCAGCACGCAGAGGAGUGGACUGAGGGAAGCGAGGAGGCGGUAAAGGGGGAUCCAGGGGAGUCUUUUCUUACCGAAACGGACUCGGUGUCAGAAGAAAGGAUUCAUUAGCAGUCAUGGCUACUGAAACGACGUCUUGUACGGGCUCCACUUUGCUGCAGCCCCUCAGCGACAUGAUUGACCUUCCUGUGGACCAGGUGAACUUUGUGGCCUGCCAGCUCUUUGCCCUGCUCACAGCCUGCUGGUUUCGGCUCUAUCUGCACCCCAGCAAGACCAGUCCCUUUAUCCGGCAUGUCGUGGCCACGCUGCUGGGCUUCUACCUGGCGCUCUUCUGCUUUGGCUGGUAUGCUUUACACUUUCUAGUGCAGAGCGGACUCACGUAUGGUAUCAUGAUCUUCACCGGGGUGGAGCACAUGCACAGAUACUGCUUUGUGGUUGCUCUGGGCUACCUCACCCUCUGCCAGAUCACCCGGGUCUAUGUUUUCGACUACGGCAUGUACUCGGCAGACUUCACUGGGCCCUUGAUGGUAAUCACGCAGAAGAUCAGCAGUCUGGCAUUUGAGAUCCAUGAUGGUCUAACAAAGAAGGAAGAGCAUCUCAAGCCUACUCAAAAGUAUCUUGCUGUCAGGAAAAUGCCAAGCCUUCUAGAGUAUUUGAGUUAUAACUGUAACUUCCUGGGCAUCCUGGCGGGUCCCACAUGCUCCUACAACGACUACACAGCUUUCAUCGAGGGCAGGAGCUAUCAGCACAAACAUGUGGAGUCAAAUGGGAAGGAGAAUGGCAAAUUCAAGCAGAGCGACCCCUCACCAAAGAGAGACGUGCUGGUGAAGCUGGGUACCUGCGCCCUUUGUCUGCUGGUCUAUCUAAUCUUCUAUCGCAUGUGUCCUGUGGAGCGCAUCAUCGACGAACAAUUCAUCACCUCCCAGCCCAUCUAUCUGCGCAUUUUCUACCUCUACCUGUCCAUGCUCAGCCUGCGGCCCAAGUACUAUUUCGUAUGGACGCUGGCCGACGCAAUCAACAACGCUGCUGGUUUUGGGUUCAAUGGUUACCACAAAGACGGCACUCCAAGAUGGGACCUGAUCUCAAACUUGAGAAUACUGGACAUAGAGCUUGCAACAAGCUUCAAGACAUUCCUCGACAACUGGAACAUUCAGACAGCACUUUGGCUUAAAAGGGUGUGUUAUGAACGCUGUCCGUACCACCCAACAGCAGCCACCUUCCUGCUCUCGGCCAUGUGGCACGGCGUGUACCCAGGAUACUACCUCACCUUCAUCACAGGCAUCGCCAUGACACUGGCAGCCCGGGCAGUAAGACAUAACGUAAGGCAGCACUUCCUGGGUUCCGCUACACACAAGCUCAUCUACGACGUGAUUACGUGGGCCAGCACGCAGAUCGCUAUCUGCUACACAGUGGUACCAUUCGUCGUGUUGGCGGUGGGACCUUCACUGAAGUUCUACUGGUCCUGGUACUUCUGUCUGCACGUGAUUUGCGUGCUGCUGGUCCUAGCCCUUCCUGUGAAGCGCAGAUCAUCACACAAGAAGCUGCAGGAAAAGCAGAGUGAGGCAGCGGAGGCGAGCGACUUCUCCAGCACAGACAGCAACUGCAACCAGAAACAGAAAACUUCCUGAAGAACACGCACAUCCAUCCACCUCUUACACACAGAGAACUCGCAUCAAGGCUGAUGAGCCAGAGCGGCUCUUUUCUCUCCCUCCACCCUAACCCGAAAGGGAUGUUACUAAAACGACAAUAAGGACAGACAAACGAGUGUGGUGAGCCUCAGAGAACGGUACUGGGGCUAAUCAUGCUUCGGUUUACAAUGGGGAAAUUCCGCCAGUGUGUCUUGACCAGUUCGAGGCUUUAAUUGGUCGCAGUGAUUUUGCUAACAAGAGGAAUCGAUUGGGUCUUAAUGGAGCUUAACAAAUACAAGUUGCCUUAAAAACCCUCUAUUUACUAUCCAGUGCUCAGCAGACUGGCAUGGAGAUCAUUUGAGGAAGGAACAUUUAAGGCCAGCUCUUGCAGUACUUAGAGGGUUUUUUUUUUUUUAAACCAUCAUCUAUUCAACAAUAUACAUUUUGUUUUCUUAGUGUGGGGUUUUGAUAAAGGAAUUUGUUUGAUGCCAAUCUCUCAUAGGCCUUAGGUUCCUGUUUUAGGCAGUUGUCUCUUUUUUACAGGAUCCUUCUUUCAAUCUGUUUGAUACAUAUCGGCUGCUGUUUCAGGACGCGGCAAACUUCACUCGGAGCGAGGGGUAACUUCUUUAUAAAGGAUCGUCGUUUCUUUUUAUCGGUUUUGUUUAAGGGCUUUCUGUUUCUGUUUUGCUCUCCGUUUCUUCAGGGCUUGGAGAAUUCAGUUUCCAAGCUUUUAGUGUCUCUGCCCAUACAGUCAUUAACAUCGGCCCUUGCAGGAAGCACACUGAGAGCAUGUAUUAUGGUGUAUUUGCUAGGACCACAGAUCUUUUACAGUACAUGAUUUGUCAUAUCCGGAUAUAUAUUUUUUUUUUACAACUGCACAUUAAAAGGAUGCCUUUGUACCAUUUUUGUUUACUAUUACGGCAUACGUCUGGCGUUGGCCAUCAACUGACUACAUGCAGCAGUUCAGAUUAAGUUUGAUCUGGAGUCAUGUUGACGUAUGAGGAUUUUUGGCAUUUGGGGCCUUUUGGACAUCAAGUGUUUAGUUUUACAGUCAGGAUUUGAAUCUAUUGCAGUGGAACUAGAAGUGUUAGCAGCAGUUGCAGUAGGGAAUUCAGUCGUGUCGGAGGUAAAAAUCGCAAGCGUUCAUAAUGAGGAACGAACAAAAAUUAUGAUAGUAAGUAAAAGGAUGAACAAACCGUUUAAACGCAUUCGAUUACUUUAGUAAGAAUAUACACAAACACCAGUGCGGCACAUGCAGAAGCACAUUUCUGCUAUACAUGGGGGGAGGGGGAAUCCAUCCGCGUCUUAUUAUUGUGAGAAAAGUAUAUUGUUGCUACAAUAAAGCAUCAUUAUGAGAAACGAAUUUUAUGCGUAACUCUCAUCUCAUAUUAUCUGUAGCCGCUUUAUCCUGUUCUACAGGGUCGCAGGCAAGCUGGAGCCUAUCCCAGCUGACUACGGGCGAAAGGCGGGGUACACCCUGGACAA